Molecule: messenger RNA, 1315 nt
Organism: Klebsormidium nitens
Lineage: Eukaryota; Viridiplantae; Streptophyta; Klebsormidiophyceae; Klebsormidiales; Klebsormidiaceae
Source: the annotation of a GenBank genome assembly
UUCAGAGCCCAAUGGCUCUGGUUCAUACUCCGGGUUUCUCGGCGACAACUGUAGCCAGUAGGACGUAGGCACCCGUCAAAUUCACCAGGUGUCGGGGAUCCCCCAGGCUCAGAAUGGGAGAGUCAGGACUCAGAAGCUAGAAGCUCUCGAGUCUUCACCCCUUCUUCACAAGGAGGAUUCAGGGCAAACUCAGCGGCUAAAAGAUGGAGGAAGAUUGAGAAGGAAGAAGGACGGUCUAGGUUUCUUCUGCUAGGUGCUCUCCUGUACUAGAAGCUGGGAUCAGCUCUUGAGUAGUAGCUUAAUUGGCCAAAUUGGGGAGGAUCCACUAGCUGCGCUUUGUGGCAUUGACGUGGCGCCAACAUCGUCAACGCCAAUCUCUUUCCUUAAUCAACUGGAUCUGGCUCGCAGUUUGUCAUGAAGCGCAAUCGCGGCAGGUGGAUCAGAGGCCAGUGAAAAUGAUCAAAGCGGUCCUAAUUAUCAACAAUGUUGGGAAGCCGCGCCUGACAAAGUUCUAUGAGCCAGUAGUUCCUGAGAAGCAGCGUGAACUCAUUCGCACAACCUACUCGAUCCUUUCAAAGAGGGCGGAUAAUCUGUGCAGCUUUGUUGAAGAUGAGAGCGCUUUUGGCAAGGGAACGAAGGUGGUGUACCGUCACUAUGCCACACUCUACUUUGUGUUCAUUGUUGACAACACGGAGAGCGAGCUAGGCAUCUUGGACCUCAUCCAAGUAUUCGUGGAGACACUCGACCGCGUGUUCCAGCACGUGUGCGAAUUAGAUCUGGUGCACAAUUUCCCGCGCGCUAAUGCCGUGCUGGACGAGAUCGUGAUGGGCGGCCAGGUGCUCGAGACCAACAGCGCCGAUGUGGUCAAGGCACUCAGCGACAUGCAAAAGUUGGAUAGGCAGCCGAGUGUGACCACCAUCCGAGCACCCGGUGCUUUGCGAAGUUAAGUGAGUUCCAGAAACGUACCAAGUUCAGAGAUUGGUAAUUUCAGCCCUGCUCAUCAAGUGCAGCUAGCAGCCCGCAAGACCAUGUUUGACGCAAUAAUGGUCAAGCCGGGGUUUACAACGAUGCAUCGAUGCAACGACGAUCGAUGCCAUGGCCAGUCCAAAAAAAUUGAACAUGUUCAUACCUGACAAUUGCUUGACGACACUUUAUCACCGGUACCGUCAUGAAUAGAAAUUGCCCGGCAAUAUAGAAUCGACCAUCGGUGUGAUUUCAAGGUUUUCUGCAGCAGCUAGGAUCGCUGGGUUAUAGUCGGUCAUGAAGAGCUUCUUGUUUGCAAAGGACAUAUACAUAUGCGUAAUAUAUCGGAUCG